Molecule: messenger RNA, 1642 nt
Organism: Drosophila elegans
Lineage: Eukaryota; Metazoa; Arthropoda; Insecta; Diptera; Drosophilidae
Gene: SCCRO4
Product: DCN1-like protein 4
Exons: 7
Coding region: 237-980 (247 amino acids)
Biological process (GO): positive regulation of ubiquitin-protein transferase activity; protein neddylation
Cellular component (GO): ubiquitin ligase complex
Molecular function (GO): cullin family protein binding; ubiquitin conjugating enzyme binding; ubiquitin-like protein binding
Source: RefSeq, a predicted model, not a curated record
AUCCUGUCACUGAUUUGUAUUUUAGAACACAAAGUUUGGCCUAGCUAACACCCAAAAGUUCUGGACUGACCAUUGUUAUACAAACACUAUUGGAGCAACAUUAACCGAAACCGAUUUCAUCAGUUGACCACUUCGGAGCUAAAGUGAACUACUGGUGACAUCGGGAAACACACUGUGCAAAAUUUACAUCCGACAGACGGAACGGACAGACUCAGCAAAUCACAUCACAAUAAGUCAUGCCACGGGGAAAACGCCGAGCUGCAGAUAUUAGCGACAACAUGGAUCAUGGUCAACCGAAGAGGGCCCGAACCAGCUACACCAGCAUACCCACACAACAAAGCAGCAGACGCCAUAUCAGAGCGGAGGAUGGCUUCAGUCAAAAACGUUGUUUAAACUGGUUCCAGGAAUACACCACUCCAGAUGAACCAGAGACUUUGGGUCCCGAUGGCAUGGAGAAAUUCUGCGAGGAUAUCGGCGUGGAGCCCGAGAACAUUGUGAUGCUGGUGCUGGCCUACAAAAUGGGAGCCACCCAGAUGGGCUUUUUCAGCCAGCAGGAGUGGCUGAAAGGCCUCACAGAACUGGACUGCGACUCUUCGGCGAAAAUGGUUGUGAAACUGGACUAUCUGCGCAGCAUACUCAACGAUCCCAACUCCUUUAAGAGCAUCUACAGAUACGCCUAUGACUUUGCCAAGGAUUCGGACCAACGGUGUAUGGAUAUUGUGACUGCCAAAGCCAUGCUCCAACUCCUCCUGGGCAAACACUGGCCUCUGUAUCCACAGUUCGCACAGUUUCUAGAGCAAUCCAAGUACAAGGCGAUCAACAAGGAUCAGUGGUGUAAUAUUCUAGAGUUCUCGCGCACCAUCUGCAUUGACUUAUCCAAUUACGAUAUUGACGGAGCAUGGCCCGUCAUGCUGGAUGAGUUUGUGGAAUGGCUGCGCCUGCAGCGGAGCCAGGUGACCUCCACUUCCGGGUCCAGCUGAGAGAAGCUGUAUCGAGUCGCCUAUUUCUAGUUCAACUUUGGGAGCUCAGUGCGGAGGAGUUCGCGAUGGCGAAGGAGAUGGGAUGCGAUGGGAAUACUGAUGAGAUGAGAUGAGAUCAGAUCGGAACUAUAAGACACAACCACAGGACACUCACUCACACCAGCACACGACACACUCACGCCCACACCCACAACCACGACCACAAACACAACCACACACUCACCCACACCGAAACACAAGGCAUUUUGGAGAGACUGCGUACACUGGCAAAGCAACCAACUAUGAAACUAAACUAUUGAUAAUAUAUUUAAUGUAAUAAUUUAUGUAUUAACGGAAACUAAAAACUAAAACCACACUUUUCUACUUUUAAGGCCUCCUUUGAAAAAAAAAACAAGAAAAACAAGAACAGCAACAAGAGCCAAAAUGGGGGCAGCUUGUAAAAAGUAAACCCAGAAAAUGAAACGAUGGCAAUAACCAAGAGACCCCCAAUAGACCUAAUUUAGAACAUACAAUUGAACUCAAGCCGACCCCUUCAAGAUAUCAGCAAGCAUAGUCAAAAUCUCAAAUUAAAUCAACACCAAUACUGGGGAAACGUAGUCGUUAUUAAAUCAAUGUAGAAAAACAACAUUUGGGGACUAUUUAAUAAAAUUAUUAAGUAAAAA